Molecule: messenger RNA, 4015 nt
Organism: Paramuricea clavata
Lineage: Eukaryota; Metazoa; Cnidaria; Anthozoa; Malacalcyonacea; Plexauridae
Source: the annotation of a GenBank genome assembly
UUAAUUCCUAUAAGUCUUUAUACAGAAAAUUGGAUUUCAUAAAGAAAUUCAUGACUGAUAGUCCAAACUUCCCAACUUAUUUUACUUGUUCCAUGCCAGAAAAUGUUGCCUCAGCCUUUUAAAAUGGUUUCAAUGCUUUUGCUAUAGGAUAUGCCCAUACCAGUUAUUGCUCAAGUUAAAGGUAUUCAAUUGUUAUCAACUAAUUUGAAAUAAACUAAAUACACAAAUAUAGUAUUUAAAUUGUAUACUCAGGCAUACCAUGCUCAAUGCUUUCUCGUAGCUAGCAUUUUCAACCUAAAAUGAAACAGCAAUUAUGGUUAAAUUUUAUUUUCUAGGUUUGGCCACGGCAGCUGGAUGUCAGCUCGUAGCAAGUUGUGAUUUGGCAGUGGCUGCGACAAACACACAUUUUGCAACACCUGGGUAAUGGCAUAUUAUGUAUUGUAGUACCACCACCACUAUCUACCAUGAUCAUCAUCAUUCACAAUACCAUAAUCACAACUACCACCAUCCUUGUGCACCCCCAUCACUAUCCGGUCUAUCCCCAUCACCACCACUGUCAUCAUCUCCACCACUAUCACCAUCAUCACCACCAUCAUCAUUAUCACUAUCACAGACCUGCCAAGUCUCACGAUUUAAUCGCGAGACUCACGAUUUUUUAUGCUUUCUCACGAUUAAGUCGGCCCCAAAUCUCACGAUUUUCGGCAAAAUCUCUGCUAAAACCACAAGUGAUUCCAAACACCUGUGGAAAAAAGAAAUAUGCUAUUAUUUCAUGAGACUUGACACUGGAAGCUACUGAAGCCUGCAUAAAGAAAAAAACAGCUUAUUUUUAAAAUAAGCCUUGCAUUACGGUUAUAUUAACAAAAUAUAAAUGCAUACUAUCCUAAGAUUGAAUAUCUAUUGAUUAUUUUCUAGUGUUGUUAAAGUUAACCCUGGUCAUAUUAAUGAGCAAACCUGAAAAUCAAAAUUUCUAAGUCUCACAAUUUUUCAGUCAAUCUCGCGACUUUUUAGAUAGCAACUCACUAUUUCUGCUACUCAAGGGUUGGCAGGUCUGCUAUCACCAUUAUCACCACCAUCAUCACAACCACCACCACCCACACCAUCAUAUCCUCAUGCACCCUCACCAUUACCCCAACCACUGUCAUCACCCCACCACCAUCAUCACAACCACCAUCAUCAUCAUCACCACCAUCAAUACUUACUAACUGUAUUGUAACACACCAGGGUGAACAUUGGUCUAUUCUGUUCAACACCAGCUGUCGCUCUUGGCAGGGCAGUCCCUCAUAAAAUAACGAUGGAAAUGUUGUUCACAGGGAAACCUAUUUCAGCUGAAGGUUGGUUGCUCAUAUAAAUUAGUUACCAGUGGUUGCCAGUUACCUCUGUAGUGUAAAAACUUGCUUGGUUAAAUUCUCUUCUAAUCAAAUGUCUUCGUUAAUGUUGCCGUCUUUAGAUGCGUUUCGUUACGGCUUGAUCAAUAAAGUUGUUCCAGAAGAUGACUUGGAAGAAGAGGUAUUUAAUAGACAAUACAGUUUGGAACUGAUAAAGCUAUCCACAAAGUAGUUUAGUUUUUAUUUCCUCCUGCAAUAACACUGGAUCAGUAAGAGAUUAUCUUUACUGUACCUCUAGGAAGAACAGUGUAGAACUGAUAGAGCUAUCCAAUAUAAAUAAAGUAGUUUAGUUUAGGUUUCCUCCUGUGGUGUAACACUGGAUCGAUAAGAGAUGAUCUUUACUGUAUACCUCCAGGAAGAACAGUUUAAAGUACCUCCAGUAUAAAUAAAGUAGUUUAGUUUAGGUUUCCUCCUGUGGUUCGAUAAGAGAUUAUCCUUACUGGAUCUCCAGGGAGAACAGUUUAGAAAUGAACCAAUAUAUAAGGAGAACGGUUUAGAACUAAUAGAGCUAUCCAGUGUAAAUAAAGCUUAGGUUUCUUGCUGUACUUACUACUAGCGACACUUAGGACACUACUGUUGGUAACGUAUUAAUUGGUCGAUAUUAUUUUUCCUCAUCUUCAGACAAUGAAGCUAGCAGAGCAAAUAUGUACAACCAGUCAGCCAGUGGUCGCUAUGGGCAAGAAAUGUUAUUAUAAACAGAUCACACAAGACAGAGACGAUGCUUACAGGUUGGAUAUACAGAGAUACAUCGAUAUCUUAGAUUCGAUCAAGUCUAGUUUGCCCUAACAAUAGAGCAGAAAGAAGUUGCUUGUGUUUCCCAUAGAAAUAAUAGAUGUUAUUUCUACGGUGUUUCCUCAGCUUAUGUUCAAUGUUUUGCUAGUUAAAAAGCGUGCUUGAUAAGAGGGCCCCCUAUACUUUUUGCGUGAAGCGUGAAGGGCUUGUUUUACUUAGCCGUGAAACGUGAUCAGGCCCCCUAUACUUUUUGCGUGAAGCGUGAAGGGCUUAUUUUACUUAGCCGUGAAACGUGAUCGAUGAUUUUCUUAAUCCGUGACUCGUGAAAAGGCAAAAUAUUUUUACGUGAAAGCAUAUUGUGAAGAGGUAUAGGGGGCCCUCUGAUAAGAGCAACCACAAAGUAUUCAAUGAGUUACGGAAUGAUCAACAUGAACUCCACCUUUGAAUUUACUAUACGAGUAAAUUCUUAAACACGUCCGAAUUUAUCAUUAUGAUUUUCAAGAUUUUCAAAAAAUAGUUUUUUAAAAAAGUUUAAAAAAAAUUUUAAAAGAGUUUUAAAAAGCAAAAAAUGUUUAAAAAGUUAGAUUUUCAAAAAAGUUUAAAAAGUUAGGGUUAGGGGUUAGUGGUUAGGGUUGGUGUUAGGUGCCGCGAAUUUAUUAUUAUGAUAAAUUCAAAAUGUGCCGCGAAUUUAUCAUAAUGAUAACUCAGAACAUUAAUACAGGGUUUGUAGUCUCCAAGACCAAAAAUAUUUAAAGGCUUUGAAAGAUUUUUUCUGCCUAUUUUAAAAUACCUUUGAGAACAAUCAGCUGUCGAAAAAUUGCGAGUGUUUUUACCGGGUAAUUAGUCCCGUCAAAUCACAUCCUAAAAUGCACCUUUUCGUCGAUAUUUGCGAAAAUCUUGCUUCGAUCAAUCUAUUUUAUUAGCUAGGAAAUCGUAUAAUCAAAUACUCACUAAAGAAUUUGAAGACUAUUAAAGACUUUCUUCGCUUUUUCACACAAUUCAAAGACUUUUCAAAGACCUUAAAGACCUGAAUUCAAAUUUAAAGAUUUUCAAGGAUUUUCAAAGACCGCUACGAACCCUGUAAUAGCUCAUUCACGAAUCCUCCCACCCCAAAAUCAAACAGUUGCUUUUCAAUUUUCAAAUUAUUGCCUUGUUUUUAUAUUGGUACAGGAUUGCAGGUCAAGUAAUGGUGGACAAUUUGAAGUUACAAGAUGGCAAUGAGGGAAUCAAGGCGUUUAUUGAGAAACGAAAACCUCAGUGGACUCACGCAGACGAUACGAACAAAUAAAUAUACAUAAAGUGUAUACACUUUUAUAAAUAUAUCAGUGUAAACGAAUCUUAAUUCAGAUUGAAAAUAUGAAAAUUAUACGUGUUGGCAGGUUGAAGGGAGCCAUAUGAAUAAAUUUGCUCAUGAGUAAUACUAAUUUUAGUGGUUGCAUUAUUUUACUCAAUUUUUUCAGUGAGAAACAAUGGGUAAUUCCAGCAUGGACGAAAUUUUGAUCUAGGCACGAAGAACGAAAUCCAACACCACAGCUAGAAAGAGCAUCAUAAAAUGAGUAAAACUGCAAAGAUUGGUUGCUAAAUGUUGUAAAAUGAAGAAAAUAUAGCCUUGUGAAGUUCUCAAAUUUGGUAUGUACUAUUUAAAGCACGCGUAGGAGUGUUCUAUCACAUAUAAAACACGACGCGUAGCGGAGUGUUUUAUAUGUGAUAAAACACGACUACAAGUGCUUUAAAUAGCUUCAAACACGACUCAUCUUAUACGAGUUCAUUGGCGAAGUAAUUUCUAAAAUAAACUUUGUCUAAACCGAGAAAAUCAAAGCUAAAGUUUAUGUAAAUUAACGUGAUUUUUUAUCACAUAUAAAACCACGCCACGCUUAUGAUUUUUCUUUGUGUUUUGC